Molecule: messenger RNA, 3486 nt
Organism: Morone saxatilis (striped sea-bass)
Lineage: Eukaryota; Metazoa; Chordata; Actinopteri; Moronidae
Product: forkhead box protein K2-like
Biological process (GO): regulation of transcription by RNA polymerase II
Molecular function (GO): protein binding; RNA polymerase II cis-regulatory region sequence-specific DNA binding; DNA-binding transcription factor activity, RNA polymerase II-specific
Source: RefSeq, a predicted model, not a curated record
GGGGGCAACGCGCCAAAACCAGGCAUGGAUUCCGUAGUGGAGGUGGAGGGGGAGGAGCACCGUGCACCGUGAGACCGACAGGAGCCCGGAUCCCUGCAGAACGAUCACAAACACGUGGUUGUUUCUCGGUUUUAAAUGUUAGAAACAGCCGGUGGUGUGGAUGCACGCGCUCACAGGUUGAUCGAUCACCCUUUCCGCUGUGGUGAUUACUGAGAGUGACUGCACGUGUACACCCGGUCGCUCCCUUCCUCUUUCCUGUGUGGGGUUUAAAUAAAAAAAAAAAAACUUAAAAAAGGACAAAAACGUGCACUCCGCUUUUUACGUCUCACCCAGCAGCAUAUGCGCGUAUCGCUACACGCCAACCGACCGUGAACGCGUCCUGGGAUUACUUCUCGCCCCUGAUUGGUCGCGGCCGCCGAGCUGCAUCCGCGUCCUGCGUUGUGAUAGGCGGAGCGCGCUGUCAGUCCGCUGAAACCCGCCUCCCGCUGUGUGUGGUUGGAUCCCUCCGCUCCCCUUUCUCUCGGCGGUGGGUCGGAGCCGCUGUCCCUGGCCUCGCAUGUUCCCCUCUAAAACCUCUCUUCAACCCGAUGCCCCUCUCCUACAUUCUGCUCCAUUCUCGGCCACACUCGGGCGUCUGAACACCGGUGUUUUUAUUUAACCCCCCCCCCAAAAUUCUCGGCGUUUAGACGACUUUAACCCCCCCCCACCCUCCACUGAACAUGGCCGUGGUGAGCGGAUCGUCUGGGCCGGUUGCCCGGCUCGAGGGCCGCGAAUUCGAAUACAUGAUGAAGAAGCGCUCGGUGACCAUCGGCCGGAACUCGUCGCAGGGCUCCGUGGACGUGAGCAUGGGCCACUCGAGCUUCAUCUCGCGGCGGCACCUGGAGAUCUUCACCGCCAGCGACGACGGCACCGGCAGCGGGGACUUCUACCUGCGGUGUCUCGGUAAAAACGGGGUGUUUGUAGACGGAGUGUUCCUCCGACGGGGCGCCCCUCCUCUGCAGCUACCGCGAAUGUGCACUUUCAGGUUCCCCAGCACAAACAUCAAGAUCACAUUCACAGCCCUGUCCAGUGGGAAGAAAGUGAAGCGCGAAGCUCCAGAGUCCCCAGUGAAACCAGUACAGCCCCACAUCUCCCCACUGACCAUCAACAUUCCAGACAACAUCGCUCACCUAAUGAGCCCCCUGCCAUCGCCUACUGGCACCAUUAGUGCUGCUAACUCGUGCCCCUCCAGCCCGCGGGGCGCAGGCUCGUCGGGCUACAGGAUGGGUGGUCGCAUGGUCAGCUCUGCAGAGCUGCAGCUUAUAAACGACAACUCCCAGCCCGACAACGACAAAGACGCCUCUGGAGGGGACAGUCCCAAGGAUGACUCCAAACCUCCGUACUCCUAUGCACAGCUGAUAGUCCAGGCCAUCACACUGGCCACGGACAAGCAGCUCACACUAAACGGAAUCUACAAUCACAUCACAAAGAACUACCCGUACUACAGGACUGCAGACAAGGGCUGGCAGAACUCGAUCCGUCACAACCUGUCGUUGAACCGUUAUUUCAUCAAAGUGGCGCGGUCGCAGGAGGAGCCGGGCAAGGGUUCGUUCUGGAGGAUAGACCCGUCCUCGGAGGGCAAGCUCAUCGAGCAGGCCUUCAGGAAACGAAGGCCCCGGGGCGUCCCCUGCUUCAGGACCCCACACGGACCCCUCUCCUCCAGGAGUGCACCGGCGUCUCCCAAUCACUCGGGGGUUCUCUCCGCUCACUCCAGCGGCGUCCAGACCCCCGACAGCCUAUCACGAGAGGGCUCCCCGGUUCCCCUGGAGCUGGAGACCUCCUCGGCUCCGGCCCCGACCUCCACCACGGUGGUCCAACCCAAACUGGCAGUCAUCCAGGAAGCACGCUUUGCACAAAACACACCAGCUCAGCCUCCCUCCCCACCAAACGACAGAACGGGGACCAGCUGGGCAGCGAACAGCCGGACGCCAAGCGCAAGAAAUCGGAGGACGAGGCGGCCCCGACCACCACGGCGGCAGACUCGGACUCGUCGGCAGCUAACGACCCGGUUAACUAGUCUGUACAACCACACACCACACGACCCCCCCUUCCUCCCCAACACCUCCUCCUCCCUCCACGGUUUCUCUCUCUCGUCCCUGUCGUUCGUUUUCGUUUCUCCUCCUUCUACCACUGACUCCCGAGGUGCCAAACGGAGAGGAUUCUUUUCAUUUUCAGUUUGGGUUAUCUGUUCUAGAGCAUCAAAAGGAAAAAAAAUCAUGUCCACCCCUUUAAAGACUGGAAUGUGGGUUGAGAACAAAAUAAAAGAAACGGGACAAAGAUGAACUCAAAGGUGUCCCCUGUGAGCCACUGAAACAGGAGAGUGACUAAACUAAGACCACAGGAAGCCUUAACAACAAUUAACCCUUAAGAGCUGACCUUUGACCUCAAGCGGUCCAGCAGGGGGAGAGGGCCCUGACUCGGCUCGGGGCUGGACACCACCUUUCUGCCGCAUCUACCUCAGAGCAGAGAGGAGACUCCAGCAGCCGGCAGACAACCUCCCCCCGGACCCCGUCGGGACGAAGCGACCAACUGAAGCGACGAGCACGACGAGCAUUCAAUGGUUGAAAAAACGAAAAAAAAAAAACAAAGAAAAAAAACGGUCAACGCAUUCAGAAAGGGAUCAACUCGGAGCCAAUAUUCCUGAAACUCUGGCAGCUAGCCUCUCACAAUACUGACCUUCCUUUAUCGCAGCUGUACGUAGAUAUGCAGUAUUUUGUUGUUCAAAUGUGGAGCAUAGGACUUUUUUUUUUUUUUUUUAAUGUACUUUCACUUAUCUAGAUAAGUAAUAAUUUAAUUAAAGGAAGCGUUCAAAAUGACGAGGUCGAUGACAUUUCGGUAACUAAGUUAGAAAACUCACUUUUUUUUAUGUGGACUUCCUUUUCUGUUCGGUGAAACAGUGUAAUAGUUUUGGUAACAUUUUGUUUCUUUCCCCCCUCGUUCUGACAUAUCCAUAUGAAAUUUGCUUAGUUAUACCUACAUAUUUUAAUACUUGCACAGAUAACCGAUAUAAGCAUAUGAAAAUCUCCAUGUGUAGUUCCAGAUGUUGACCUUGCAUGUACCCGACGACAGAGACGUUGUUAACUGUAAAUUGAACAGAGGAAAAAAAGACCUGCUUUGUCCGAACCAGACCUGCACUUGAUUAAAUGUUUGUGUUUUUUCAUUUCCCUCCUCUUCCUCCUCCUUCUCCUUCUUUUUUUUUGUUUCUACUCCCACACUUCUCCUCCUCUACCUCCUCUUCCUCGUCCCUCUCGGCUGUGUUGACGUUGUGGUGUUGGCAGACCCCCCACCCCCCUACAUUUGCUUGAUUAUUUUACUCUGUUCUGGCGACCUGGCGAGUCUGUUUUCUGAUUGUACACGUUCCAAACAAUAGUAAAAGAAAAAAAAAUUGAUGUUUGUUCUGCUUCAGUGGAGAAAUGCUUUUUUUUAAAUAAAUUAAUUUAAAGCCCU